GUUGACAGAGAAGCUUCUCAAACAAUGCUCAAUUGUCUGAUGUAUAAAUUAAGCUAUUAUCGUUUCGGUGAAGUUCGCUUAGAUAUGCAUACACCAAGUGGUUAUGAUAGAACAAGAGGUGUAGAAAUUGGUCGUAAAAAUUUCGACUUAGAUUUUCUCGAAGAAGCUUUUACAUCGAAACAUUGGCUUGUAAGGAUAUAUCGUGUUCUACCGCCUGAGAAUUUACCACAUCUGUCGAAUACACGUCGACGGAUACGUUAUCGUCCUUCAGGGAAAAGUGGUUCAACUACUCGUGGUCGAUUAAAUAGUAAUGUUGUUACGUCGUCUAGCAGUAAUAAACGUUCCUCUAAAACUUCUAGAUAAGGCGAGUGUUUCCUGGAUGUGAACGACUAGUCUUUGCAAUAAUCCAAGCAAACUGUUUUGCUAUGUGCGUCUCUUUUUUUGUUUGUUUGUAUGUUUAUUUGUUCAACCAUAUUCUCUU
This is a messenger RNA of Trichobilharzia szidati, 481 nucleotides long. Lineage: Eukaryota; Metazoa; Platyhelminthes; Trematoda; Strigeidida; Schistosomatidae. The record is from the annotation of a GenBank genome assembly.